Sorghum bicolor (sorghum) is the source of this 2979-nucleotide messenger RNA. Its product is annotated as SPX domain-containing membrane protein Os02g45520. The record is from RefSeq and is a predicted model, not a curated record. Gene Ontology annotation, cellular component: membrane. Gene Ontology annotation, molecular function: transmembrane transporter activity. Gene Ontology annotation, biological process: transmembrane transport. The transcript is spliced from 11 exons. Lineage: Eukaryota; Viridiplantae; Streptophyta; Magnoliopsida; Poales; Poaceae. The coding region runs from base 594 to 2684 and encodes 696 amino acids.
CGUCCCGAACGAAUCCGCCACGUCCGCAUCGGCGACCCGACAGCAACACGGCCCGCGGGGCAGAGUGCCUGUCUCCGCCACCACAACCCCGGCGAGGUCCCCCCCACCUCCUCCGUCCACACGGCCGCCACACCUCCCUCCGUCUUCUCCCUCCUCUCCUCGCGCGUCGCCAUUAUAAAUACCUCCUCCCGCCGCCGCCUCCCCUCCCAUCUCCAACGCCGAGCCACAUUCUGACUGACACCGACCACAAAGCCUAUUGCAUUCGCCGCACCCCGCACCCGCGCCAUUGCCGCGCGCGCACGAGCUCCCGAGGCCCUCAUCGCCGUCGUGGCGUUCGUCUCGCUCGCCGGAUCGAUCGCUCCGUCCCUGCGCACGCCGCACCUGCAUCAAUAAUUUGGCUUUCCUUCCCAGCCUUUGAAUCAUGCCUUCUCCGUAGGGCUGCGCGAUCGAAUUUUGUUGAUGGUCAUCUAGCUAAGAGAGGCGAUCGAUCAUCCCGCGGGAUCGGAGGAGGAGACGGAGCCGCGCGCCGUACGUAGCUCGUUGUAUAAUUCAGAAACGCGCGCCACGUUUCAGUUUCAGGUGCUGAAACCAAGAUGGUUAAUUUCGGUAAGAAAUUGAUGGCAGACCAGUUGGAGGAGUGGCGAGAAUAUUAUAUUAAUUAUAAGAUGAUGAAGAAAAAGGUGAAACAGUAUGUACAGCAGACCCAAACUGGUGGAAAAAAUCGUGACCAGGUUCUUAAGGAGUUCUCAAGGAUGCUUGAUGACCAGAUUGAAAAGGUUGUACUAUUUCUUCUGCAACAACAAGGUCAUCUUGCUAGGAGGAUCGAGAAAUUAGGAGUACAGCGUGCCAUGCUUAUGCAACAGUCUGAUGUAUCCCAAAUUUGUCAACUACGCCAGGCUUACAGGGAAGUUGGGUAUGAUCUUGUGAAGCUACUUAGGUUUCUUGAUAUGAAUGCUACUGGUAUCCGGAAGAUACUUAAGAAGUUCGAUAAGCGCUUUGGCUAUAAGUUCACAGAUUAUUACGUCUCUACUCGAGCAAACCAUCCUUAUUCUCAGCUUCAGCAGAUCUUCAAGCAAGUGGGAGUCGUCGCCGUUGUUGGUGCUUUGUCUCGCAACCUUGCUUAUCUACAAGAUCAUCAAGGAUACUUAGCAAAUAUCUAUGAUUACCCAUCACUCAUCUUGAAGGAUCCCGUCAUAGAACAAAUAAAUCAUUCAGUACAGAAACUCACACACUCCACAAGCUUUCUGCAAUUUUUAGGGCAACAUGCACUUAUCGUUCCGGAGGAUAUGCAGAGUGGCUCAGAUCUCGAUGAUGACAAGGAUUACCAUUUCCUGUCACUGCUGCUAAACUUAGUAAACACGUUUCUGUACAUGGUUAACACAUACAUCAUCGUUCCAACUGCUGAUGACUAUUCAGUGAGCCUCGGAGCUGCAGCGACUGUUUGCGGUGUGAUUAUCGGAUCAAUGGCAGUCGCCCAAAUCUUCUCCUCAGUAUAUUUCAGUGCCUGGUCGAACAAAUCGUACUUCAGACCCCUGGUAUUUAGCAGCAUUAUGCUAUUUCUGGGGAACCUGUUGUAUGCUUUGGCAUAUGAUCUUAAUUCCCUAACUGCUCUUAUUGUCGGUCGACUACUGUGCGGUUUGGGUUCGGCCAGAGCCGUGAACCGCCGCUACAUCAGCGACUGUGUACCCCUGAAAAGCAGGAUGCAGGCAUCUGCUGGGUUUGUCAGUGCUAGUGCUCUUGGAAUGGCAUGUGGUCCUGGUCUUGCCGGUCUGCUGCAGACAAAAUUUAAGAUCUAUGGGCUUACAUUCAAUCAGAACACCUUACCUGGGUGGGUCAUGUGUGUUGCUUGGCUUGCAUAUUUGUUCUGGUUGUGGAUUUCAUUCAAAGAGCCAGGCCAUAUUGCUUCAGAGAAUUCAGUCAACACGCAGUCAUCUGAUUCUGGCCGUCCAGUAAGCGGUAAUUUGGAGGAUGGCGUCAGAGAGCCUUUGCUCAUAGAUGCGAAGGCAGGACCGGAUGACGAUGUUGAGGACAAUGACGACAACGAUGACGACCCCGAGGAAUCUCAUAGACCCGCGACAUCGCUUGCUGCAGCAUACAGAUUGCUGACACCAUCUGUGAAGGUUCAGCUACUGAUCUACUUUAUGCUCAAGUUCGCCAUGGAAAUCCUACUCUCGGAGUCAAGUGUUGUGACCACGUUCUAUUUCAAGUGGACAACUAGUACCGUGGCAAUCUUUCUAGCAGUUCUUGGCCUGACGGUUCUUCCCGUUAAUGUCAUCGUCGGGAGCUAUGUCACCAACUUGUUCCAGGACAGGCAAAUUCUGGUGGCCUCCGAGAUCAUGGUGUUGAUCGGCAUUGUCAUGAGCUUCCGCUUCACCCCUCACUACUCCGUUCCCCAAUAUGUCACGUCAGCUCUCAUCACCUUCGUAUUCGCCGAGGUGCUCGAAGGAGUGAACCUGUCCCUCCUCUCUCGCGUGAUGUCGUCGAGGCUCUCCCGCGGGACCUACAACGGCGGGCUGCUCUCGACGGAGGCCGGAACGCUGGCCCGCGUCGCCGCCGACAUGACUAUCACGGCGGCGGGCAACCUGGGGCAGAGCCGCCUCCUGAACGCCACCCUCCUGCCGUCCCUGGUGAUCUGUUUAGCCUCUAUCGUCGCGACGUUCUGCACUUACAACUCACUCUACUGAUGACCGAUGAAACCAACCGCUCUAGCUCCUCUUAUACACGUUUGGCUGAGCUGUGGAGCGUCUUGCAGUGACGCUGUAAAAUUUUCCAGGCUGCCGCAGCUAAUGUAAGCUAAGCUGCGAGUGGUCCACCAUGUGUGCCGAAGCCUCUAAUGUUGCAAACUUGCUACGGCUGUAACAGAAACAUGUACGGGUUAAAUAAACUGCCCUACUGAUGAUCUAAUAUAACAACGAGAGUCUGACGCGGCAAGUUCGAAAUUGCCGUCAGGGUUUAAAUAAAGUUCAGACAUUCAUUUGU